Pleurotus ostreatus (oyster mushroom) is the source of this 2499-nucleotide messenger RNA. RefSeq lists its product as uncharacterized. Lineage: Eukaryota; Fungi; Basidiomycota; Agaricomycetes; Agaricales; Pleurotaceae. Gene Ontology annotation, molecular function: carbohydrate binding; peptide-N4-(N-acetyl-beta-glucosaminyl)asparagine amidase activity. Bases 1 to 2499 code for a protein of 832 amino acids. Gene Ontology annotation, biological process: protein quality control for misfolded or incompletely synthesized proteins; glycoprotein catabolic process; protein deglycosylation. The transcript is spliced from 25 exons. Gene Ontology annotation, cellular component: nucleus; cytosol. The record is from RefSeq and is a predicted model, not a curated record.
AUGGCUGAAAGCUCCGCUGAAGACUACCCGUGGUGCCCGGUAGCAUUCCCUUCCAAUGUGGACCCUUCCCCUCCGCAUUGUGGCUCUCGGGCGGCCGAGCGAGUAACACCGGGCUCUCGUGCUUGGGAAGCAAUCGUCGACUCGGAUCCUGCAGCGUUCGUAAACCUUUUCAUUGGAACGACUGCAGGCGGACAUGUCUUUCCGGGUGCUACCGUUCCGCAUGGAAUGGUGAAGGCGGGAAUGGACACCGAUUCACCAGGAAACCAUGCCGGAUAUGAUGCCAACCCUGCGUAUCUCGCAACAGGGUUCUCCCAGCUUCACGAAACUGGGACGGGAGGGGAUAUACCGCUUUCGAAUUUCAAGCUCUGGCCCCUGGCAGAUUGCCCCUCGUUCGAUCGAUGUCAUACUUCCCUUGACAAAAGGAAGAUAUCUCGGAAAAUAUUGCUAGACGGUUCCCCAGAUGACGAGGCUUCACCAGGAUACUUCGCGACGAAUUUGACGACUGGGGUUCGUGUGGAACUGACUGCCACGCGACGAACUGCUCUGCACAGAUAUACAUUCCCGGCAACAAGUACUCAUCCGCGUAUAAUUGUCGACAUCAGCAAUGAUGGUAAAAUGAGUGCCCGUGAAGUUGUUAUGAAAAUCAACGGAACAACUGGGCGGGUCGUUGGUGGAGCAACCUUCGACGGUUCAUUUGGUCCUGGAUCAUAUCGUGUCUACACCUGUGUCGACUUCCAGAGCGAAAACGCUGGAUACGUGGUACCAACCGAGUAUGGCGCAUGGUCAGGAGACACUCCUAAAAAGGGCACGAAUGAAAAUUCAUUCGACAUCUCAACUGGAGGUCAGGUUGGCGCACUCCUAACCUUCCCGCGCUCUUCAGCUGGUCGCUCUACGUCCAUUCUGGCCCGCGUUGGAGUGUCUUUGAUAUCGACGAAGCAAGCCUGCGCUAAUGCUGAAGCCGAGAUUCCUCACUUUGAUUUUGAAGCCGUCAAGAAGGCCUCCCGGUCACAGUGGAAUGAUAUUUUAAAACGUAUUCGCGUUGAUCCAGUAGGCGUCCCGAGAGACUCAGUCGAGUUAUUUUAUUCUUCGCUUUACAGGACUCACAUUGUUCCAGCCGAUUAUACUGGAGAAAAUCCUAAAUGGAACUCGACCGAACCGUACUACGACUCCUUCUAUUGCAACUGGGACACAUAUAGAACCCUCUUUCCUUUGAUGUCUCUUCACGACCCAGAAAGCUUCGCAAAGAUCGUGCGGGGAAUGAUUGAUAUCCAAAAGCAUGAAGGGUUUCUCCCGGAAUGUAGAAGCGCCACCGUUAUGCAGCACAUCCAAGGGGGCAGUAAUGGAGAUCCUAUCUUGGCGGAAUUCUAUGUCAAGUUCUCCGAUAGAGCGGCACUUCUCAAUGUAUCUUCAUCGGACUUGUACCAGGCACUCCUAGCAGACGCCGAGAACUUGCCUCUAGAUUGGGAACUUCAGGGGAGGCAGAUCAAACCAUGGAAGCUUCUCAAUUAUAUCCCAAGUGACAAAUACGAUGGGGAAGCCAACACUAGGCAAGUCUCAAGGACAUUAGAGUAUGCCUUCGAUGACUUCACGAUCUCGCAAGUCUCAAAGCUUUUGGGCAAGGAGGACGACCAUCGGAAGUAUUCUCGCCGCGCCUCGAAUUUCCUAAAUGUGUGGAACCCAAAUGUAACGGUACCAGGUGCGACAGAGAUCCGAGGAAUGAUGCAGCCCCGUCUUUCCAACGGAGCAUUUGACUAUACCGACCCUCGUCACUGCAGUAUUCAUGACCCCGACCACUCGACAUGUUAUCUUGACUCUUACGUCAAUACGGACGGCUUCUACGAAGGCUCUCCCAUAGUUCAAAUUGACCAAAGCCCUCACGUAAAGUACUCUGAGUAUGUUCCCCACGACACUGCGAAACUAAUCGAACUACAAGGUGGAAACGAGAAAUUCAUAUCGAGGCUUGACUUUAUCUUUAACCAAAGUUACUUUGAGCCCACGGAUGAACCUUCGUUACAGAUGCCGUUCAUGUAUCAUUACGCGAAUCGACCUGGCCUCAGUACCCAACGGUCCAGGCAAGUCAUCGCUGAAUUCUUUAACACUUCAAGCAACGGCCUUCCUGGUAAUGACGAUUCUGGUGCCAUGGGAAGCUAUGUCGCGUUCCUUUUGGCUGGGCUCUACCCGCUUCCUGCAACAAAUCAAAUAUUGCUCUCAUCUCCCUUCUUUCCCCAAGUAUCAUUUCGAAAUCCCCUCUUUGAUACCACAACAACCAUCCGAUCAAAGGGAUUCGUGGGUAACCCACCCAAUGGGACCGGUGGUAAUGUAUUCAUCAAGAGCGUCAGUGUCAACGGAACUCCAUACAAAUCUAACUGCUAUCUCGACUGGGACGUAUUUGUUGCGGGCUCUCUCAUUGAGUUGACGCUUACCGAUAACAUCAAUGUUACAUGUGGAGAGGGAGCCCACGCACUUCCCCCUUCGCUGUCAACCGGAGGAUACGAUUGA